AUGGCUUUCGGAGUGCCAAUAUCAGUCUAUCUUUUAUUCAAAGCAAUGACAGCAUUGACUGAAGAGGCAGCCGUGACUGGAACACCUUCAAACACAACCCAGCAAAGUAACUGGACAGUUAACCAAACAGAAGCUGACUACACAGAAGGGCCCAUAGCCUUGAAGUUCUCACAUCCUUGCCUGGAAGACCACAAUAGUUACUGCAUCAAUGGUGUUUGUGCAUUCCACCAUGAGCUGGAAAAAGCCAUCUGCAGGUGUUUUACUGGUUAUACUGGAGAAAGGUGUCUAAAAUUGAAAUCACCUUACAUCUGUUCUGGAGGAAGACCACUGUGAGGCCUUCGUAAGAAAUUUUCGUGAGGCGUGUAUAAAAAUCAGUGGGCCCCAAAUCGAAAUCUUCCAGUGAAACAACAAAACUUCCCAAGCUGACUGGACUCGAAAAUAAAGGAAGUUGGGAUCGUGAUGAAAUGAGAGAAUAAACUUCAACGUUGGUCUUCAGACUUUGCCAUCGUUAGGGUGCCAUGGGAAUCAAGUGAACAAGCUACUGUGACAGAAGUCAAGUUCAUAGUCCUACUCUGGGUUUGUUGCUGUUGUUGUGUGGUUAUUGUUCUUACUGCAGAAAGACUGAGCUUCAUGCUUCUGACCACGUCAGAUGUGAAUUUUCACGGGAAUAAUUACCAACCUUGCAGCAAGCCAAAGCAAUGCCAAGCUUGGGUUCUUCACGUGCUGGCUACCACCGGCCGUUUAGAUCACUGCGCUACGGACCUAGUCUCAAACAUGCUGCUUUCAUGGUGUCUAAUGCUAGGAUGAGGUCAGUGUUAUGGCAC
Molecule: messenger RNA, 824 nt
Organism: Panthera uncia (snow leopard)
Lineage: Eukaryota; Metazoa; Chordata; Mammalia; Carnivora; Felidae
Gene: EPGN
Product: epithelial mitogen
Exons: 5
Coding region: 1-333 (110 amino acids)
Biological process (GO): positive regulation of mitotic nuclear division; positive regulation of cell population proliferation; epidermal growth factor receptor signaling pathway
Source: RefSeq, a predicted model, not a curated record